This is a messenger RNA of Schistosoma rodhaini, 2472 nucleotides long. Lineage: Eukaryota; Metazoa; Platyhelminthes; Trematoda; Strigeidida; Schistosomatidae. The record is from the annotation of a GenBank genome assembly.
CCUUACAAAUAAUUAAGUUUCAUAUCUACUAAACAAGUUUGUGGUUAUCUAGACUUAGUAAGUUAAUGGAUAAAUAUCAACACUAGAAUACAUGUAUACCUGACUUAAGAGUUUCAAAUGGAAUGAAACGCAUGUUAUAAAUUCUACAGUAGGCCCUUAGAUAAUGACUCUGAUUUGGAUGAGUGUAUAACAAUGUUGUCGAAAUAUACAUCCUAGCUACCGUCGUAUAUAAUUAAUGACUUAAAUCAUGUUAGUAAAUAACGGAAUGAAAUAAGUCAAAUACGAGAAUGAAUUUCGAAUACGUUUAUUUCGUACACUCAUUGAUUCAAAAAAUACAAAAUACAAUCAGAGGAACGAACAAGGAGAAAGUGACGAGAAGCGGAGCGGAGAAUAUCGUAUGAAAUAUAGAAAAUGAAAUGAUGCUAAGAAGGAAUAUGUAAAUGACUCCAAAAAUGUUUUAUUUAUGAAUAACACAAUCAUACAAGUUCACAAUAUAUCAACAGUAAUACCUACAGAUCUAAGUUCACAGUCUAUUGAAGCUAAUAAUAGUAAUAAUAACAAUAAGGAUAAUAAUAACAAUAACACUGGUACACAUUUAGAAGCUCAAAUCAAUCAGAUAACCACAGAUAACACUGAACAUAGAAAUGAAAAAGUGAAUAAAAACCUUUUGAAACUACAAAACAAGCAUAAAAUUAUGACAAAUUCAAGCAUUAAAUUUAUGCGUUACAAUACUGGUGAUACAAUACAUUUGAAAUGUCGAAUACCUAAAGGUCCAUAUCUUGUAUUAUGGAAUAAACUAGGAUUAGAUUAUCCAUUAACCAUUGGAAAAAAUCGUUUUAUACCAGAUGAACGAUUUGAAAUACAACAUAAACCCCCAAAUCGUUGGAAUCUUAUCAUAUCAAAUGCUCAAUUAAAUGAUACAGGUGUAUAUUCAUGUACUACUGGUUCAGGUAUAAGUAACAGUCAUUCAAUUGGAAAUCAUGAAUCAGAUUUAGAACAUUAUCAAGAAUAUCAACCACAGUCUGUGAAGAAUAAACAUAAAAUACAUACAACAGUAAUCGAUUCUACGACAACAAGGAAACAAAAUAAAGGUCGAGAAUAUUACGUUUCUGUUGUUGAACCAUUACCUUCAGAACGAUAUCAAAUUGAUGUACCUGUGAAUAAGAUAGGAAUGAAAAAUAAAACUAUAACUGUAACUGGUCCAAAUCUUGUCUUUUAUGGUACCCCAUUAGAACUAAUAUGUCGUGCUAGUUUUCCAACAUCUGAAGCUAAACUUGAUCCAACAAUUUCAUUAGAAUGGUAUCAUCGUGGUAUACGUCGAUUAUCACAUCCAUUUAGAUCAGGUGGUGUAUAUAUUACAAUGCAAUGGUUAGAUUCACAUUUAUUAGAAAGUAGAUUAUUUAUAUCAUGGGUAAGUGAAGCUGAAGCUGGUCAAUGGAUAUGUUUAGAAAGAUCAAAUCCAAUGAAAAAUAUAAAUUAUACCAAAUCAUUAACAUCAUUGUCAAUGUCAAAUUAUCGUAAUUAUCAAAUGAAUGAAUUUAAUAAACAAUCAUUUCCAUCUUAUUAUAAUCUAUCUGUACCAUAUAAUAAUCCAUCAAAUAUUGAUUUGGUUUAUGAUAAGAUCUAUAUAGAAAUAAUUGUUCCGACAGUUUCAUCGUCAUCUUCAUCAUCAUCUCAAACAAAUGGACUAUUAUUAUCGCCAUCCUCCUCCUCAUCAUCAUCAUCAACAGGGACAACACAUUUAUCAUCCACAUCAUUCACAUCAAAUUUUAAUCGAAAAUUUUCUAAAUCAAAUAUAUAUAGUUUAUCAUCUAAACAAAUCAAUAAUAAAAAACCUGAAAAAUUAUCAUUUAUAGAAAGAUUAAUUAGAUCAAUGAAUCAAUGUACAAGAUUAAAAAUCAAUAAACAAAUUUUAUUGAUUUUUAAUAUAUUCAAUAAUUUACUACUUAUAAAAUCUUUCCUAUUAAUAUAUUAAUAUUCUAUAAAUUAUUAAAUAUAACUAGGCAUAUAUAUAUAUAUUUAUAUAUAUAUAUAUAUAUAUAUGAAAUUCUUGAAUUCAAACAAAGAGUUUUGUGGAUACUAUAGUAAUUUUAUUAGUUGAGAUCAUAAAUCAAUUGAAGGUAGAUCAACAUGGAAAACCUAGAAGCACUGGACGGCUCACUGCUGAAGAGUCCCACAAUAAGAAGAAACAGUCAUCCGGUGCUUACAGGUUUUCCAUGAUGGUCUAGCUUCAAUUAAUUCAUGAUCUCAACUAUUAAAACCAUCAUUAUAUAAUUGAGAAAUCUGUCAAUUUUCUUUUUUUCAAACUAUUUUUUUGGCGCGUUUGUAAAUUUGAAAACUUUUUUGUGUUAUCCUUCUCCUCUUUCCAAUAUUUUUUUUCUUUGAUUGAAUUAUUCUCUUAUUUAUUAUAAUUGAAAAGUGAUUUAUGCAAUGAAUGUAUAGAAAAGAUAAUAUAUAUUUAUAUAAGUAGUA